AUGCGUUUAAAACUGCUUAGAAAAGAGCGGCCUGCUUUUGAAAGUCAAGGUGUUGUCGUUAACGGGAACCGAAUCGAUCUUCCUGAAACCGAUCUGAAAUUGUCCAAACACCGUAUAAACAAAAAGCUUCCCGUAUUACCAUCUCUGAAUAACGACACAUCACUAAGUCAUGAUAGCAUUGCUCCUUCUAAUCUAUCGUCUCUGCAGGCCAUAGAAGCAACUUGUUUUGAUCACGGUAUUCGUAUAAAUUUACAUCCGGGAACCAAUGUAAAACAUCAAAACAAUCAAAUCGAAAGAACUCCUUAUCAACGAUCGAAAACACCGAAUAGAUUGAGUGCUCCUCACUUGAUCAAUCGACAAACACGAGUAUUAUCUCCAACAUCAACAACCGAUUUUGAACACACGGAAAUCUCGACUAUUUCUCAUAUGCAACCGAAUGAAAUCGAUCAUCACCAUGUCUAUUGUUCGUCAUCAAUCGUACCAACUGAGUACUUCGAUCCAUCAGAUGACAAGUUAACCCUAGCAAAGCUAAUUGGCAAUGAUCCUGAUCUUGCUUAUAUGAGUUCUUUAUUACUGAAAACGAAUGCAAUGUCAUUCCAUACGGAUGUGAGCCAUUAUCGAUUAGGCACUCGUUUUCCGUCGACAGUACACCGACAUUCUCAACAUUCGAAUUCGUUGACCAGUCGUGAUCCGAUUGCAUUCACCCCAUUACCAGCGUCGUCUUUGAAAACAAUCGAAAAAGACAUUCUCAAACAUGCAUCACGUAUUCGAACACGCCACCUACUCGAAUCGUCCGCUCAUCACCAGCCGCAGCAACUUAAAACUCCGAAAUUACGUACAAAGGCAGACUCUUCUUCGGUUACAAAUCCGUCAAUAAAAUUGAAUCAUUCGAAUAAGCGUCAAAGCUCUGUGAAAUCGUUCAAACCUGUCAGUUUAGAGCCUUUGGAACUUCUUCUAAAAUCAUCAAUUCGAUCGUCAUCAUCAACAUCACAUCCAACUUCAUUAUCGUCAAACGAUAUUCCAUCUUCAAAGAAAAAACGUCCCAAAUCACGUACGAUGCCAUUAAUCGUCAAUGACAACACAAAGCGUAAUGACAUAAACACCAGCUUCACAUCCGACGAACAUUUUAAAUCGUCGAUAUUAAGUGAUGAGAGUUUAUUGCUAUCGAAAGCUCUUCCGGCAGAUACAAAUCUGAAUGGCAAAACACCUAAGUCGAACUCAUUUGACUCAGGUUGUGAUGAUCAUAGUAGUAAUUGCAGUGGAGAUAGCCAAACUCGAACAUCUUUCAGCAUUAAUCACGGAUUGUUGAGUUCUAAUCCAUCGGUUCAAUUCAACAGUGUCAGCAGCACACGCCGUUCACAUACCAGCAAAAAGGUUUCCUUCGAGGAUCAAUCGUUGACUGUAAUUAUUACCAAGUCUAUCUACGUUUAG
Messenger RNA from Adineta ricciae, 1431 nucleotides. Lineage: Eukaryota; Metazoa; Rotifera; Eurotatoria; Adinetida; Adinetidae. The record is from the annotation of a GenBank genome assembly.